This is a messenger RNA of Paramuricea clavata, 510 nucleotides long. The record is from the annotation of a GenBank genome assembly. Lineage: Eukaryota; Metazoa; Cnidaria; Anthozoa; Malacalcyonacea; Plexauridae.
AUGGAAAACCCGCUUCCAAUUCAACUACAGACAAGGCUCCUUUUGGUUUUGUGGACAGAAUUUCUUACUUUUUACUAUGACGGUUAUCUGUUCCAGACAGCUCUGGCAGCUUGGAGAGCCACGGGUUUGACGCAGCCGAUAUGUGAGAGUCGCCAAAAGACAGCGAAGUUUCGUGUCUUUAAAGACAUGAUGAACAAGUCUUAUGGGCGACCGUAUUUUACGUGUGCAAGUUGGGAGAAUCCUUGCUCCUUAUGGAUGUGGGCAGACGAGAAAGAAAUCGAGAAACCCAACUGCUAUCACAACGAACUGUGUGCCGUGAAGCGAGUCAAGAAACAAGGUCCCAAUACAGGUAAAAAGUUGUUCUGUUGCUGCAACGAAAACCAGUGUGAUUAUUUUGAAUGGAGUCCUGAGGAAUUGCCAAAACAGCCUGACACCAUGGCGCCUUUCGUACCACUGUUUGACAGUCGUUAUUAUCCAGAGAUGCUCAGCAGAACUGAAACAAUUACAUAA